Sarcophilus harrisii (Tasmanian devil) is the source of this 4937-nucleotide messenger RNA. RefSeq names its product coiled-coil domain containing 88B (gene CCDC88B). Gene Ontology annotation, cellular component: cytoplasm; centrosome. The transcript is spliced from 27 exons. Gene Ontology annotation, molecular function: microtubule binding; dynein light intermediate chain binding. The record is from RefSeq and is a predicted model, not a curated record. Gene Ontology annotation, biological process: cytoplasmic microtubule organization; cytoskeleton-dependent intracellular transport. The coding region runs from base 47 to 4474 and encodes 1475 amino acids. Lineage: Eukaryota; Metazoa; Chordata; Mammalia; Dasyuromorphia; Dasyuridae.
GGCAGGUGUAGCGGUAGCAGGGCCCGGACCGGCUGGGACCCCGGGAAUGGCUGGGGGCGUGGGGCCCAGGCUCAGGGACUUCCUGAGUGGGAGCCUGGCCACCUGGGUGCAGGGCCUGGCAGGCCUGGUUGGGGAGGGGCAGCAGGAGGAAGAUGGGGAGGAGGAAGAAGACCUGCCUCUGGCUCCUGAGGACCGCUUCCUGAGGCUCAGUGACGGCACUCUGCUGCACCGGGUCAUGGGGCUCAUAGCCCCCAGCUCCCGAGGGAGUCUCCACCUGGGCGGAGUUCAGGGGGGCCCUGGGGCUUGCCGGGCUCGGCGCCUGAGCCACCUGCAGGCUCGACUGAGAGAUUUCUACCAGGAAGAACUGCAGCUGCUGAUCCUGGCGCCGCCCCCAGACCUCCAGAUGCUGGGCUUGGAGCCGCUCUCAGAGGAAGCCAUAGAGGAGCUGGAGGGGAUCCUAAAGUUGAUGCUGGGGGCUUCUGUGCAGUGUGAGCACCGGGAGCUCUUCAUCCGGCACAUCCAAGGACUGAGCCUGGGCGUGCAGAGCGAGUUGGCGGCCGCCAUCCAGGAGGUGAGCCAGCCGGGUGCGGGCGUGGUGCUGGGCCUGGCCGGGCCCGAGCCGGGGGAGCUGGCGGGCCCGGAGCUCGAGCUGCUGCUCCGGAGUCACACGGAGGCUUUGGUGAAGCUGGCGCGGGAGCGGGACCGGGCCGCCCAGCGCCUGGCAGAGACGCUCCAGGAGCAAGAACUGCUCUCCCUCCAGCCAGAGACCCCCAAGCGGGGCCCUCAAGAGGGCCCCCCCCACCACCUGACUCUGCAGCUGGCAGAUGCCAAGGCCCAGCUCAGGAGGCUGAGGCAGGAGCUGGAAGAGAAGGCUGAGGAGCUGUUGGACUCCCAGGGAGAGGUGCAGGGGCUGGAGGCUGAGAUUCGGAGGCUGCGGCAGGAGGCGCAGGUGCUGUCGGGCCAGGCCAGGAGAGCCGCCGUGUACCGGGAGGAGGCAGAGACGCUGCGGGAGCGGGCCGGGCGCCUGCCCCGGCUGCAGGAGGAGCUGCGCAGGUGCCGGGAGAGGCUCCACGCGGCCGAGGCUUAUAAGGGCCAGCUGGAGGAGGAGCGGGCCCUGUCGGGAGCGCUGGAGGCUGCCCGCGCGUUGCUGGAGGGGCAGCUGGACGCCGCCCGGGAGCGCUGCUCUCGUCUCCACGAGACCCAGAGGGAGAACCUCUUGCUGCGGGCCCGGCUCGGGGAGGCCCAAGUGGAGUUGGAAUCCACCCGACAACAGCUGGACAAGCUGGUGGAGGAGAACGUGGAGUUGGAGGCGGAGUUGAGCCGGACCUUGCAGCCCUGCCCCUGCUCUCCGGGGGAUGCGCCCCAGCCUUUCUGGGCCCCCUCCUUGCAGGACGAAGUGAGAGCAGUAGAGGCAGGACGCCUGCGGAGCUUGGAGCAGGAGAACCGGGACCUGCGAGAUCAGCUUCAGGAGCUGAAGGCAGCGAGAUGGAGCCAGCCUCCCUUGCCUGAGGUGGAAGAUGAAGAAUCAGAGAUCACCAGACUGGAGGAAACCCGUCAGGUCUUGGGGCCUUCGGGCAUUGCUCAUGGCCAUGAAAAAUCCCUGCCAGUUGCAGAAGGGCCAGUGCUCCAGUGCUCUGGGCCCUUACACUCCACAGGGGCCCAGGCGAACGCCUCUGGGGAGGCAGAGAAGCCAGUCCGAGCUCAGGACCCGGACCCUUUGUCCUUGACCCCACCGCACCCAGAAGGGGAGCUUGUCCAAGAAGAGCUCCAAGGGAAAAGGCUAGAAGGGGAACUGGAGGCUGAGGCCGGGGACUUGAAAAGGAGGGUCUUAGAGCCCAAGCAUAAACCCUUGGGACUGAGGCAUGAGGGGCAGCCAGGGGACCAGCCUCCCAGUCCAAAGCCGGAGACGAUGGAGGGAGAUGAGGAACAUGGAGGAAAUGAGUCCCUGGUCCAAGAUCAGAGACCAGAGUGCAAGCUCCAGGAUGAGAAAGAGUCAUUUCAAAAGGGGACAGUAGAGGAAGCUGGGGCCUGGGAAAGGGAACAGCAGGCUCUGAAAAUGGAGAUAGAGAUUCUGAAGAGGGCUACGGAGGCUUUGGAGAAGGAACGGGAAUCUUUGAAGGGAGAGGUGGAGGCUGGGGAGCAGAGGCUGAAGGCCUUGAAGGGGAAACAUGAAGCUCUGAGAGAAGAGCAAGAGAUCCAGGGACAGAGGCUGGAGGCUCUGGAAAGGGAGAUAGAGAGCCUUCAGCAGGAGCGGGAAGCCCUUCGGGGUGAGCUGGAGGCCCAGGGGAAGAGGCUGGAGGCCCGGGGAGAGGAAGCUGCCCGACUUGGGGAGGAGCUGGCUCUGGCCAGGAGGGCUGAAGCCGAGGCACACUCUGAGGCUAAAGCUGAGGCUCAGGAACGAGAUGGGCUUCGGGAGGCCCUAGAGGCUGCUGGGCGAGAGUUGGAGGCUGCUGGGCGGGAGCGAGAGGCUCUGGCAGAGGCUCUAGGAGCUGCUGGACGGGAACGAAGACAAUGGGAACGGGAGGGACCCAGGCUGCGGACCCGCGCAGAGGUUGCUGAGCAGAAGCUGCUGGAUCUGGAGAGUGAAGCACGAGCCUUGCGGGACCAGGCUGAAAAGGAGCGGCAGGUGAUGGAGACAACGAGAGAGGAGCUGCAGGGGAGAGUGGUCGAGAGUCAGCAGCUGAAGAGCCAGCUGGAAGAGCUGCGCUCGGAGCUGGAGCGGGUGACUCAGGAUCGGGACAAGCAGCUGAGAGAGCAGGAGAAGCAGCAGGAGAGGGCGUCCCAAGCUCUGCAAAAGCGUCUGGAAGAAGAGACUCGCGUUGCUCUCGCUGCCAAGGACGAGGAAAUGAUGGCUCUGAAGGCCAGGAUCCAAGGCCUGGAGGAUCAGCUCCAGCAACAGGCUUCCUUGAGGCUGAAGGCAGAGGACCCCCCUGGGCCAGGGAGAGCGGCAGAGGCCCCCGCUGCAGCCGAGGCGGCCCAGGAGACCCUGAGUGGGCGGCUCAUCACGGUGGAGCGCAGUAACGCAGCCCUAGCGGCCGAGAAGGCUGCUCUACAGGGGCAACUGAGGCAGCUGGAGGCCCAGCUGGGGACUCUGCAGGGCCGGGUCCAGGAGUUGCAGCUGCAGAGCAGUCGGGCUCAGGAGCACAGCAGCCACCUCCAGGCAGAGAAAGCUGUGCUGGAGCAACAGAGCCAAGAGUUAAGGGAGAGACUGGGGGCUUUGGACACGGAGAUACGAGGGGCUCGGCGGGAACAGGAGGAGAAGUUGGUCCAGCAUCAGGCGCUGCUAAGGGACCACGAGGCUUUGGGGCGACUGCAGCAGCGGCAGGAGGCAGAGCUGGAGGGCCUCCUGGGCCGCCAUCGGGAGCUGAAGGCCUCUUUGAGGGAGCUGGAGCUGACCCACAAAGAGCUGCAGGGCAGGCACGAACAGCUGCAGGCCCAAAGGGCGCAGGUGGAGGCCCAGGCGGUGGUUCUGCAGGAAGAGCGGGAGAAGCUGGCCCAGGACAGGCUGCACCAGCGGGGCCUGGAGGAGGAGCUCCGGCGGCUGCAGAGCGAGCACGAGAGGGCCCAGGUGUCCUUGGCUGAGGCCUCCAGGGAGCGCGGGGAGCUCCAGGGCGAACGGGGGGAGCUGCGGGGCCGGCUGGCACGGCUGGAGCUGGAGCGGGCACAGCUGGAGGCCCAGGGCCAAGGCCUCCGGGAGGCCAACCAGAGGUUGGACCUCAGUGUCUGCCGGCUGACCACCCAGUGCCAGCUGCUGACCGAGCUGAGGGCCGCCCAGGAGGAGGAGAAUCGGCAGCUGCUGGCUGAGGUGCAGGCCCUGAGCCGGGAGAACCGGGGCCUCAUGGAGCGCAGCCUGGAGAGCCGGGACCACCUACACCGAGAGCAGCGCGAGUACCUGGACCAGCUCAAUGCCCUGAGGCGAGAAAAGCAGAAGUUGGUGGAGAAGAUUAUGGACCAGUACCGAGUGCUAGAGCCUGGACCCUUGCCCCGGACCAAGAAAGGCAGCUGGCUGGCAGACAAAGUCAAAAGGCUGAUGAGACACAGGAGGGAAGGGGGUCUCCAUGGAGGACCCCGACCAGGGGCCGAGGGAGCCGGCAGCACUGAGAGCUUGGGAAGCCCCCUGGACGUGGAGCCCCCUGAGGGCAGGGAAGCCAGUGAAACAGCUUCCCCAGGGCCUAUGCGCAGGGCCCAGAGCUCUCUCUCCCUCCGGGAUGAGACCUUGUCGGGUGGGCAGCGGAGGAGGCUGAGCUCCCGGCUCCCUUUGGUGAGGGGCUCUGAAUCCUUCAGCCCCGGGGAUUCCCCCCGCCAGCGGUUCCGCCAGCGUCGCCCUGGGCCUUUAGGGGCACCCAGCUCUGGAAAGAAAGGAUGGGAUGGCUCAGAUAACAUCUUGGAGGGACCAGAGCCUGCUGCUGACCAAGAGGGUCCUUUGGAGCAGGAACCCAAGAAGGCUCCCCUUAAAUCAUCCCUCAGUCAGUGAGCCGUGAUGAGCUCCGGAGCCCAUUAGACUGAGAGGCAGCAUAGAGCGACAUCCCAGAGCACCCGUGGCCACAGGGCUCCUGGCAUGGCUGGGGAUGGGAGUGGUCUCUGUGGUUGGCUUGGGCUGGGGCCUGAGGCCUGGGGAGAGGCUGCUGGGCCCACGUGCUUGGGCAAGGGUAACCUCGGGAGCACCCUUGGGGCCCCCUGGUCAUUGGAGAGGAGGGCAGGAGGGGCUGGAGUCCCUGAAGAAGAGCAACAUGGGAAGAAGAGGCGCCUUUGAGGAGAGGGCCCCGAGAUGAAGCUUGCCCAGCUUUGGGCUCCAUUCCUUCCUAUGGGAUUCAGCCCUUGUGUGUGAAGCAGUGCCCUGGGCGAGCCCCCUUUUCUGUUAUUUAAACCUUGGCUUUGUGUUUGGCAAAACAGGAAUAAAGCCUGUGAUUGAAGCGAACUCUGCCUCCGGCCUCUCC